This is a messenger RNA of Lasiosphaeria miniovina, 551 nucleotides long. RefSeq lists its product as uncharacterized. The record is from RefSeq and is a predicted model, not a curated record. Lineage: Eukaryota; Fungi; Ascomycota; Sordariomycetes; Sordariales; Lasiosphaeriaceae. The transcript has a single exon. The coding region runs from base 128 to 481 and encodes 117 amino acids.
GCAGAAGGUGGAUAGGAAGGUACCCGCCUUCCUUGUCUCGGUUUCCGCCGUGGCCUCAGGCGUAGCCAUCGCCAAUUGACAACUGACAAGUGAUUAGAGACAGAGAGACAGGCAUAGUGCAAGGCAAAUGUUUCGUCCUGGCUUGUGGCGAUACGCAUAUGGUACACGCGGACAGAGCAGGGCGGCGUGGUGGCCUUUGUUGGAUCUUGGGCUUCUUUUAGGCCCUAGCCCAGCCCAGGCACUGGUCGCACCCCCCCCCUAUAUGCUAUAUGGGUUCCUGUGGAAAUCCCUGAAGCCGAACCCGGCACAGUUGUCGGCUUCGACGCAGCCCGAUGAAGAUGAUGCGGGGAUGCCAGCCCGGUCCGGUCUCAAGCCGCAUGCAUUCAUAGCACUGCAAAUCGGUCCACGUACUCGGCCUCUCGCUCCUCUCAGCUCCGAGAGUAUCCGUAAUGUGCUGCACAUGCCCGGUCCGUCCUUUUGAUACCUUCCAUUUCACCUAUGCGGUCUGACUCGCAGCCCGAACAACAACAGCUUUCUUGACAACGCAUUGC